UCUGGUAAUCUCUGAAACAUGUCGUUCAACUAUUCCAUGAAUACUCCCAGUCCUUCAAUGCUCUCUUUUGAUAUGGAUAUCCCUAUCACAGCAUUUCUUCAUAAUUCUGAUGUCUUUCAAUUAUUUCAUCCAGAUAUUAUGGAACAGGUUGUUGUGAAUAAGGAACGAGUCUUUUUUCCAACACCAAGUUUUAAUGUUUUGAAUUUGGAGUCUGAUUGUCUGUACAAAAUGAGUCUUCGAUUUGAUAAAACUAAUAACAAACGAUUCCAAUUCAACAGACAAACCAAACAGUGGACUGAAUACGAUAAAGUUUCAAAUCAUAAAGAAAGUGAGGUUUUCGUUCACCCAAGUGAAAUUCGAACAGGAGAUGAUUGGAUGAAAUCUCCAGUUGAAUUCUUCAUCAAAGUGACAAAUCUUAGAAGUUCGGAAUCUGAUGAAGUGAUUUGCCUCGAAAGUCAGUGUAAAUACCAGCCAACACUUCUGAUCCAAAAAGUCUUCAGAGAUUGUUUUGGGUGUUUUCAAGCACACGGUCCUCCAGUUGAAAUAAAGUUUGCCCUUUUAACUUUCAUUGCAACAACACGAUAUUGUAGCAGAAGAAUUGCGGAUAUAAAGAGCUCACUCAACCCAUUUUCCAGUCAAGACACCAAAAAGAAGAAUAAGAGGAAUACAUUGAAAGCUGUAUCGCAGGAAGAAAAUCAACCAAUUGAGAAUAGCAGCUUUCAUCAGAGUUUUUCGAAUCAAUAUCUGUCUAAACCUGAUCUUGACCUAAAAAGCACUACCCUUCUACAGAUUGCACCAGAUCAUUCCUUUGAACCAACAAAUUUUGUAUCUAGCUCUCAUUUUCCAUGCUGGGACUCUAUUUUCUGUCAGCAAUCCUUUCCAACACCAUCUUCAUCACCGUAUUCAGACUCGCUUCCUCAUUUCACAAACGAAUGGAAUACUCCAACAUUUUACAACGAAAAUUUUAUGUCGUAUCCAAAUUUUCCAAAUUACUGAUUUUUUCUUUUUAAAAAUUAAGUUUAAAUUUAUAUUUUAUCAAAAUUGUUCGUCUUCUGAAAUCGAUUCAUGUUUUUCAAAAGGUGUUCUUAACUUGUA
Molecule: messenger RNA, 1095 nt
Organism: Caenorhabditis elegans
Lineage: Eukaryota; Metazoa; Nematoda; Chromadorea; Rhabditida; Rhabditidae
Gene: tbx-35
Product: T-box transcription factor tbx-35
Exons: 4
Coding region: 19-996 (325 amino acids)
Biological process (GO): developmental process; positive regulation of DNA-templated transcription; regulation of DNA-templated transcription
Cellular component (GO): nucleus
Molecular function (GO): DNA-binding transcription factor activity; RNA polymerase II cis-regulatory region sequence-specific DNA binding
Source: RefSeq, marked reviewed